Molecule: messenger RNA, 894 nt
Organism: Peronospora matthiolae
Lineage: Eukaryota; Oomycota; Peronosporomycetes; Peronosporales; Peronosporaceae
Source: the annotation of a GenBank genome assembly
AUGCGCACUGUCUCCUCGUACGCAGCGGUCGCCUUCACCGCCGUAGCCGCCUCUGCCACCCCAGCGCAUCGCAUGCAACAGUCGCCUGCCGUUCACGGACUGCAAGCGAGCGAGAUGGACGGCCUGGACAUGGCUGGCAUGAACAUCUCGGGCAACAUGGACAUGGGCAGUAUGGACAUGAGCGGGAUGAAUCUCACCGCUUCCCCUCCAAUGGGCAUGACCGACCCGUCUGCUGCUUCUCCGGGGAAGGACUUUCGGUGCCCCGUGUGUGGCAUGUCGACGAUAGCCAUGGGGUACAACAACUUGAACCACGUCGGUCUCGUCAAUGGCCAGAUCGUCUACACGUGCGGCAUGCCGCUGCGUCCCUUUGAGGACUACGAGACGGUGCACACGGACACGUCGUACCUGGCUGCCAACAUGGCGGAGUUUAUCGUCAACGCGACCGAUGCUACUGCCUUUGCAGAGUGUGAGGACUCGUGCAGCGAGUGUGCUGAUGGCAUCAAAGACCCUGUAACGGGGGACGACGUGACGACGUCCAACUACCACUACGUCUGUCUCGUGAACGGCCAGAAGAUCUACUUUGCCUCAGGUGCGAGCAAGAACGAGUACUUGGGCAACGUCAGCUCCCAACCACGAUUCGUCGUGGACGAGAUCGUUUGUGAAAACAUGACGUGUUCUGACGCUGAGACCAUCACUGUGCUCAGCGCAGCGGCGCAGGCCUUUGUACCAGAUCUGUCCUCAUCAGACCGUAACGACUCAGGUGUGAUGCCGAAUGGUUCCACUCCAACUAGUGACGAUCCAGCUACUGCCAACGCUGCAAUGUCAGUAAACUCGCCUGUUGGCUUGACUUUUGCGGUUGCGAGCGUGUUGGUUGCGUUGGCUGCAAUGAUGUAG